This is a messenger RNA of Maylandia zebra (zebra mbuna), 6384 nucleotides long. RefSeq names its product WNK lysine deficient protein kinase 4a (gene wnk4a). Gene Ontology annotation, molecular function: ATP binding; protein serine/threonine kinase activity. The record is from RefSeq and is a predicted model, not a curated record. NCBI's taxonomy places the organism in Eukaryota, Metazoa, Chordata, Actinopteri, Cichliformes, Cichlidae. Gene Ontology annotation, biological process: protein phosphorylation.
CUGGGAGAGCACAGGACGAACUGCCCUCCGGAGCUUUGUUGAUAUUGGCAGUUCAGACCUUUCGCAGUAGGUUAUGGCAAAAGCUUUCAGAAAGACAAGAAGAAGAAGACGAGAGGACCACACGAAUCACUUGAAAGAAACUAUGCAUUAAUGUGCGUGGAGCGUUCAAGUGACAUGUUUUUUACGCAGUGAAUGUGCUGAGCUCCAAAUCAGGUUGAACCUGCCACAAUGUCUCAUGCACAAGUAGAGAUACCAGGACGCGGGUUCCCGGGGCUCUCCGUGGAUAUGACCGACGACUGUUUGUCCCGAGUCCCAUCCGUGCUGAGGACGCACGGGCUGGGCGCACGGAGGAACUCCUACGGCCUGCAGAAAAUUAGUAUGGACAUUGAUUCUCCCCUAUACAGCGGUGUACUUUCCAAAGCCUUAUCGUGGUCGGCAGAAAAUAUUCUCUCUCUGCCCGAGUCCAGAGCAGAGGAAGAAAAAACAGACGACACCCCGCCGUCCGCGUCUCCGGUUUCCAGCUCCAGCACGUGCCGCCAGGACCCCGACGCCGGGUCCGUCGGUGGCAACUGGAAACCUGUUGCCAGAUCCACUCCUCAAGAUCCCAGCUCGGACUCUGAAAACGAACUUCAUAAUAAACAGCAAAAGAUUCUGUCUCGCAUCACGUUUGACACUCAGUGGGAGCAGGAAGAAAAGGAGGACGUGGAGACUAAAGCGGUGGCAACAUCUCCUGAUGGAAGAUAUCUCAAAUUCAACAUAGAGAUUGGAAGGGGGUCUUUCAAGACGGUCUAUAAAGGGCUGGACACAGAGACUACAGUGGAGGUGGCAUGGUGUGAGCUACAGACUCGCAAGUUAACCAAGGCAGAGCGUCAGCGUUUCAGCGAGGAGGUGGAGAUGCUAAAAGGUCUGCAGCAUCCGAACAUUGUGCGCUUCCACGACUCCUGGAAGUCGACAAUGAAGGGCCAUAAGUGCAUCAUCCUGGUGACUGAACUCAUGACCUCAGGCACGCUCAAGACGUACUUGAAGAGGUUCAAAGAGAUGAAGCUGAAGCUGCUCCAGCGCUGGAGUCGUCAGAUCCUGAAAGGGCUGCACUUCCUGCACACACGCACUCCUCCCAUCAUCCACCGGGAUCUCAAAUGUGAUAAUAUCUUCAUCACUGGCCCCACAGGCUCUGUCAAGAUUGGAGAUCUGGGGCUGGCCACUCUCAAAAGUGCCUCUUUUGCUAAAAGUGUCAUUGGAACACCUGAGUUUAUGGCCCCAGAGAUGUACGAGGAGAAAUAUGAUGAAGCGGUGGACGUCUACGCCUUAGGAAUGUGCAUCCUGGAGAUGGCCACAUCUGAGUACCCAUAUUCUGAGUGCCAAAAUGCCGCCCAGAUCUACCGCAAAGUCACCAGUGGCAUUAAACCUGACAGCUUCUAUAAAGUCAAAGUCCCAGAACUUAAGGAGAUCAUUGAGGGCUGCAUCCGUAUGAACAAAGAUGAAAGGUACACCAUUCAGGACCUUCUGGAUCACCCCUUCUUCCAGGAAAACAAUGGCGUACAUGUGGAGUUGGCAGAGGAGGAUGACAUGGUGAAGUCAGGCCUGAAGCUGUGGCUGCGCAUGGACGACACCAAGAAGCUCCACGGGAAGUACAAGGACAACAACGCCAUCGAGUUCCUCUUCGAGCUCUACAAAGAUGUGCCUGAGGAGGUGGCACAGGAAAUGGUUGUGCUUGGCUUUGUGUGUGAAGCAGACUUCAAACUAGUAGCGAAGGCUAUACGCGACCGAGUGACGAUCAUCAAGCGUCAGAGAGAGAAACUGAGGCGGCAGGCCGAGGAGAGGAAGAAGAAGCAGGCGCAAGAAGCCAUAGAAGAAGAACCAGAGCACCAGGCCGCUUCGCCCAAGGUCAACGAUGUUGUUGCAGCAGAUUCCCCCAUCCCUUUGACGCCAUUGACACCAUUGGCCCCAGUUUUGUCCCCCGUCACCAGCUCUGUGGACUCUGGCGUCAGCACCCACUACCCUGCAGAGCCAGAGGAGCCCGAAGUUGACCAGCACUUUCAAGUUCGCCACAACAGCCUGUCUUCUGCUAACUCUGACUGCGAGACGGACGGCUAUCUGAGCCCCUCUGGUCUUCAGGAUCCGCUGGAGGCCGGCAACGUCGGCAUGCCUGCGAACUCUCCCACCACACAUCCCAACCCCCCCGCCGUAAACGGUAUCUCCCUCCGCUUCCCCUCGAGUAUUGCUGUCUCCAACAACAUAGAACACGGCAGUUCAAGGCCUACGAGUGGCUUCAACUCCCCCGUGGAGAGCUACGCGUCUGAUGUGACUUCAAGCCUGAGCGACGGCUACGAGGGCCUAUCGGAGAAGAACGAGAAAUCGGUGGCGAGACGAACGGCUGCGAAGCUGUUCAGGAGGAGGGCGCGCUCGAGGCUUCGCAUCAUCGGGCUCUCUGAUAAAGUGGACCGGGUGGUGGAGUGCCAGCUGCAGACGCACAAUGACAAGAUGGUGACCUUCAAGUUCGACCUGGAUGGAGAUAACCCAGAAGACAUUGCUGCUGUCAUGGUGCACAACGAGUUCAUCUUGCCAUCAGAGAAGGAGGGCUUUAUCUACCGCUUGGGUGACAUCAUCAAACGAGCCGAGGCACUGUUUGCCAAACAACAGCCGGUCCACUCCACUGGGCACCGACUUGCCCAGCCUGCAUUGCACGGAGGGAUUAGCUCACUGUCGUCCUCACAGCCUAAUCUGCACAAUCACGCCCUGCCUCGAACACACUCGUCCUCUUCUCUGCCUGACUGCAGUGUGGCUAAACCGAGUGCAGGGGUACGUGGCUUGCCCCCAUGUCCCAAUGGAGAGGUCUCCAGUGCAGACAUUACUUCACCUGUGCGACCUCUAAUACGCUCACAGUCUUUCCACAACGCCCCAGGUUCUCCUCUUCAUAAUCAGCACCAUCACCGCCCUACAUCUCUCCUGCCUAAUCACCAGCAAUACCACUUGCCCUUUAUGAACCACACCCACUUUCCAUUCCCAUAUCCAGGGUCUCCUGGUUCACCCAAGCCAGCCGGGAUCCAUCCUCCCCUCACACGUGUAGCCAGUAACCCCACCUUCCCCUCUGUUCCCUCCCCAACCCCAAACUCGCCGAGUCCUGUGAGUGAGACCCCAAGUCCUGUCAACACGGAAUUUGUUAACAUACCCCCUCCUGCCCUUCAAACUCCCACCAUGUGGCCCCCCCACUCGCAGCCCCUUUUUUCCUUAGCCAAUGUAAUUUCCAUGGCAAUGAGCAUGGCUCAGUCUUUUAUCCCUCCUGCAGGCCUUCCCACCCAAGGGCUGCCCUCAUAUCCAAGCUUUCUCCCCCACCUACACAGUCAUAUGGCUCCACAGCCAGGUUACCCCUCUGUCUACCCUCAACCUUACCAGACUUCACCAGUAGAGGCCUCUUACCCUGCAGGGGGGAUCCCAGUGCAGAACAAUGUCUACUACAGCCCCGAGCAUAUGCCUCAAAUGGAUGGAGCUAAUUUAACUCACAGCAAUCCUCCACAGUGGCCCCAUCCUGCCCCCCCACCAUCCAUGGCUUCCACUCCUCCUCCACCUCCUCCUGCACAGCAGGUUGGACUCACCGGUUCCCCCAGCCGGACCCAGGAAAGGAGUCACAUGCCCCCAACCUCAGCCCAAGCUCCAGCUCCAGCUAAACCCAGACCAGAGGUCUCCAGUUCGAAUUCAAGUUCAAGCUCAUCAGAUCUUUCACCAUCACCCCCAGAGAGCCCAGAAAACACUUUAUCAUCUUUCAACAGCCGGUUGCACCCUGCUGUGCCAGCGAAGAAUACAAGUACCCCCAAACCAAAAGCUUCUUCCCCCAAAUCUGAAGUUCAGUCUGCAUCAGUGACUGUUGGACGAUUCCAGGUGACGCCCAGCAUGGACAUCCCUUUGCCUGAUGCGCCUGCACCUGCAGCCCCCAAGCCCGCAGAGAACGGCAGCAGCCAGUCGGAGAGCAGCACAGAGGAGCAGGGUGAGUCUGAGGCGAGCCUGGCCACCUCCUUCACAAUGACCCCUCCUCACCCACAACCCCGCAAAGGUUCUUCGGGAGUCCAACAGGAGGCUGACGGGCAGGCUGGAUGGGCAGUGAGCCAGGAGCAGCAGCAGCAGGAAGAGGAAGAUGAAGAUGAGGAAGAGGUUAUCGGGGAACAGCCAAGGGGGAGGAGGAGAAGCCGUCGAAGGGCAUACAGCCUGAGCCUGUUGGGAACGUCUGCAGACAGUGGGCUCUCUGUGACGGCUGCUGAUACAGAGGGGAGGCUGUGGGACGGAGCAGCGGACAGUCCACAGUACACCAAUGCCCUUCACAAUUUAUGGAUGAUGACUUAUAACCGCAGUGCUCCCUACCUAAGCAGUGAUGACUCAGACAGUGAAGAUGAGGACAUGCUGGAAGAGCUUCAGGAGCUCAGAGAGAAACAUCUGGCAGAAGUUCUGGCCCUGCAGGCUGCCCAGAAAAGAGAAAUUGAAGAACUAUAUAAGAAGAUGGGAAAGGUCCCCCCUCCGGGCAUCGUCUCUCCUGCUGCUAUGUUGUCCAGCCGACAGCGCCGCCUCUCCAAAGGAAACGGUUUUCCUUCGUCUCGCAGGAACAGCCUUCAGCGACUGGAGAUGUUACCGCUUCAAGGUAUCAUUAGGAGAAACUCUCUUGGAGGCAGCAGCAGUGGCUCGCAGGACAAACCUUUUAAAGGCGUCACUUUUGCCACAGACCUAAGUAGAAUGUAACAAACUCCAAGCCAAGCACGCCGUUAUCUGGACUACCUCAUCUGAAGUGUGACUGCAGUGGUCAAACCUGUCCUGUAGGAGGAUCGCUUUAACCCUGGCACACCUAUCUGCAAACUGCUCCCUGUCCGCCCAUGGCCACUUACCUCAAAUGUAUAGAAACUCAUCACCAGUGGAGCUGGAUUUACACAGGAAGUGUAACCUCCAGAUUUCAGCCCAUUAUCUCGACCUGGUGAACUUGUUGCAGCUGAAGCACAGAAUAGCAGCCAAGUGACACGUUCGUGUCUGCUCUUUGUAAAUAAACUGUCAGAUCCCAACGGUUCGGACGUAACCACCUUCAUUCCAGGCUGCCGCAGUGCUCUGCACAGUGUCACAUCACGACAUUAUUUUUAUCUUUUUGCCUGAACGCAGUCAAGCGGCGGUAUGCCGUGCCGCAGCUGCCGAGUUGCAGCACUUUACCACGAUUUUGACGCAGAACGACAACAGUUGCUGUUUUCCUGCUUGUCUGACUCGCUGCUGUUAACCUAGUCUGGAGCACAGAAAUGUGAACAGUGAGACUGACACACACACACACUGACAGCUAUUACACACCUCACUCGCUGUAGUUUGGUAAAGAUGUCUCAGCAGCUGCACAGUGAACAUACUUUUUUUUUUGCUAGAACUGUGAUCAAUGCCUUCCAGGGGCUUCAUUCAGUUAUUUGUUGUAGUCUUUAUCUGGCUUCCUUUAGUGAUUUGGACACCUAUGUUUUCUCUAGACUCAGCUUGAAGACGUUUGACCGCAAUUUUCAGAUGUAGUGAAGGUGAUUUUUUUUUUUUCUCCAUUGGACAGCUGUGUAGUAAGAUAUCGUGUCCCAACAGGUGAGAAAUGUUGUACGAUUCUUCAGCAAAAGGCAAAUUUAGUUUUAAACACAUGGGCAGAAGUUCAGUUAAAUGGUGCACAAGUGUAAAAAUGUUACAUCACUUUCAAAAUCUGGUAGCUGGUUUUAAAAAAGGGGGGAAAGGAUGGUGAGAAAAUCCACCUAGACUUUAUACUACUGAAUUCCUGUUAACUGUACAUGUGUAUAUAACGGAAUUCAUUUAUAGAUCAUGUUUACAAUUUAGGAGCAAAUUAAAUACUUCAUCUAUCUUAAUCCUUUCUCAAACAAAAGUCUGAUUGUUGCUUAUUCCAGAGAUCAAGCACAUUGUGCACUUUAAGUCCACUUGUAGUUCUGUCAUUUAACACAGUUGUGUGUAAAACUAUUCACUCAAGCGAGAGCUAACGAGUUUUCCUGUCAUUUUUCCCCCCAUAGAUGAUAAUCUCCCGUUUCAUGUUUGAUCACAGACGUGAUGAUCUACCCACCCAUGGUUUUAAACAAUGUCUAUUUUUGUGGGGUGUAGAGGAAUCAGUCAAAGCUGUGAAUCUGUAGCUGUUGCCUUAAAAUAUUCCCAUCACACACUGAAUUUCUUGGCACCUAAACUCCCAAAUCUUAAUAUAUUAAAGGAAAUAAAGUUUCUAGUUCAGAUUUGAAUGUAAAUAUAUAAUUGUAUUGCUUCCUGAAGCUGCUGUCCUGCCAUGCUGAAUCUGUGCCUUUCCCUAACAAUGUCUUAUUUGCUCUUGAGAUUUGGUGGCUAGAUCCAAUUCCAUAUAUUAAAUUUUGAUGAAAAUAAAUGCGAUCCUAAGUA